Messenger RNA from Scylla paramamosain (green mud crab), 5204 nucleotides. RefSeq names its product dnaJ homolog subfamily C member 2-like. Gene Ontology annotation, cellular component: cytosol. The coding region runs from base 2137 to 3594 and encodes 485 amino acids. Gene Ontology annotation, molecular function: Hsp70 protein binding; ribosome binding. The transcript has 21 exons. Gene Ontology annotation, biological process: 'de novo' cotranslational protein folding; regulation of translational fidelity. The record is from RefSeq and is a predicted model, not a curated record. Lineage: Eukaryota; Metazoa; Arthropoda; Malacostraca; Decapoda; Portunidae.
GUAAACAGUACGUUGGCGGUUCACACCAGUUCAGAAGGUAUCUUAAAUUGCACUCGACAAUGUUGUGAAUACUUUAAAAUGCUUGAAGCCAUACUUGAUGCCUUCCAUAACGUGUAAAGUAAGAAGUUAGCCUGUGUUAAAAAGUGGUGAUCCCUGCAGAUUACCAAGGCAUCCAGUCUCCCAGCAAGUGCCAAGAGGCAUUCAUUCAAUGCUCCGCUGACACCAAUUUGCCCAAAGAAUAUUUAUGUGGGAGACUCCUCAGAUUGUGGAGACCCCAGAUUGUGGAGGCUCCUGGGCAGCUGGUCUUUUUGUGGACUCCUAAAUCUGGCAGUGAACAAAAUUCUCUCUCUCUCUCUCUCUCUCUCUCUCUCUCUCUCUCUCUCUCUCUCUCUCUCUCUCUCUCUCUCUCUCUCUCUCUCUCUCUCUCUCUCUCUCUCUCUCUCUCUCUCUCUCUCUCUCUCUCUCUCUCUCUCUCUCUCUCUCUCUCUCCUCAACUCUCAGCCACUGGAUGGUAUAUCAGUUCACACAGCAAGAAGCCAAGGACCCACCGAGGCUGUCACUUGGAAGAGGUCAUUGUUGUUGCAUCCAGCAUCCCAGCCUGACUGCCUAGACAGGUCCCGCAGGUUGCUGAAUGGCAGAGGUGCAGGCUGCUCCACAGCAAAAUGUGAGACCAGUGUGGCAGAGUAUGAUGUGUACACAAUGAGGGACACACUGUAGCCAACCCAGUAGAUUACCCGUGCUGCACUGCUGAUUGGGUCCUCACCUUGUUGUAGGAGAGCUGACAACAUGUACCAGCCAGCAGCAACUCCCAUGCUAACAGGCUUCUCCCCCGUGGGUAUGUAGCACCUCUGGAGUCGCUCGAUGAAGAAGAGGAUGCUGGCGAGGCCUGUCGUGUUAGCCGGGAUGCGCCGGUACAGAGCUGUGUCCGUUGGGGUUGUGUAGGCAAGCAUCUUCUUGGCAAGGUCCUCGUGGGUGGCCGCAAACAGUUUACGGCUGUGGGAUGAGAACUUGUCUUGUGAAUGUGACGUUGGGAGGAGGGAAGCACAGGGGAGGAGGAGGACGAGGAGGAAGAGAGUGAAGAGUCACAAGAGGAGGAGGAAGGUGGAAAGAAAGAGGAAGGAGAGGAGGAGGAGGAAGAUGGAGAAGGAAAGGAGAAAGAUAAGAAGGAAGGCAAUGUAGAAUGGAGGCGUCCUUGGUUUAUGUUCAGUAAAGCCCCGUAUUCUUGUCAUGGCAAUGUAGAAUGGAGGCGUCCUUGGUUUAUGUUCAGUAAAGCCCUGUAUUCUUGUCAUGGCAAUGUAGAAUGGAGACGUCAUUGGUCACAUACUGUUCUAAUGUAUGUGCACUUGCCACGCUGUUCACCAGGCAAAAGGCGUUGCAGAAAGAGCGCGAGAUCACUGUGUUGUGGGAGAAGACAGAGUCCCUUAGUGGUCAGCUGGUGACGGUCCACAACCACAGCCACUUUGAAGAGAAUGGCCUGAGCCACGACCACCUUGCUCAAGAAAAUAUCACGUUGACAGAGCUGAUUAAACAACUAGAAGAUAAGCUCAAACUUUCAAAGAUAGAAAUAAAAAACAUCACAAGACAGAAUAGUGAGCUGCAUGCACUUAUCACAGAGUAUAAAGUCACUCCCUCAGAGGAAAAAGACAAGGAUGGCACGUCUUCAUGUGAGAACUCAGAAGCUAAAUGUACAGAUACCAAGGGGAAAUUGCUGGGUCAAGUGGGUACACUGACAUCUGAGGUUAGCAGGUUGGAGAGUGAGUGCAGCAGUCUUCAGGUUCAGCUAGACUGUGAGAGGGAUAAGUAUAACAAACUGCUGGGAGAAUCUCUUGCUCAUGAAAAGUUGUCUGAAGAUGUCAUAACUGAACCAAAAGGAGAAACAACAGGAUUGGGAGGAACUGAGCUUUAACAGAAGCUGCAACAACUGCAGGAGGCUCACAGGGUCCUGGAGAGCAGGUUAACUUGCAGCAUGAAGGAGGUGGCUGAGCUGAGUGACAGGAAGUAGCAGCUUGAGCAUGCUGUAGUGCAUGAGGAGACAGAGUCCAUCGGUGACUACAUCACCAUCUACCAGUUGCAGCAAGGAGUGAUGAAGCAAUAAGCUCGAGAACGCGAGUUAGACCUUGCCAGCCUCCAUCAUGAAUGAGAGGAAAUGAAGCAAAACCACUCUGCAGCACUCAUCCUGGUGAGGUAGAACCAGUGGGACGAUGGUUCCACAUAUAUGAGGCACGGCGUCUGCGGGGCCACCUCACCUCCUCAGUUGGGGAAAGUGAAGAGGAGAGUGAGGAGGAGGAGGCUCAGGAGGUGGAGGUGGAGGAUGACAUACACUAUCUUCGCUCUCUCAACCCAGCAGACUGGAAGGACCAGGAUCAUUAUGCAGUACUGGGACUCCGAAAGCACAGGUACAAGGCCUCUGAUGAUGACAUCAAAAGAGCGUGUAAGUCCUGGUGGCAUCUGGAGCUAGAGUGUACUGAGUACCAAGUUUUAGUGCACCUGUUGUUUGAAGACUGCAUGAUGGUUCUGAGGCACCACCCAGACAAGCGGCGAGCAGCUGGGGAGGAGGUGAGGGAUGACGAUGACUACUUCACCUGCAUCACCAAAGCCUAUGAGAUUCUCGGGGACCCCAUCAAGCAAUGCUCCUGGGACUCGGUGGACCCAGAGUUUGAUGACGAGGUGCCGGCUGUCAGUGCACACAAUAAGGCAAACUUCUUCCAGAUUUUCACAGGGGUGUUUGAGUGCAAUGCUCGUUGGUCCACCCACAAGCACGUUCCUGGCUUGGGCAAACCUGAUGACACCAAACAAAAGGUUGAUCGCUUCUAUGGAUUCUGGUACGACUUUGAUUCCUGGCAAGAGUUUUCAUAUCUGGAUGAGGAGGAAAAGGAGAAGGGACAGGACCGGGAGGAGCGUCGAUGGAUAGAGAAGCAGAACAAGGUAGAGCGAGCAAGGCGUCGGAAGGAGGAGAUGGGUCGAUUGCGCAGGCUAGUUGACAAUGCAUAUGCCUGUGACCCAAGGAUAGCCAAAUUUAAAGAAGAAGACAAGGAAAGAAGACUGGCUCAGAAAAAGGCAAAAGCAGAGGCAAUCAGGCAAAAACAAGAAGAGGAGGAGAGGGUAAGGCAGGAAGCUGAGGAAGCAGAGAGAAAGAAAAGAGAAGCAGAGGAGGCAGAGCAAAGAGCAAAACAGGAGGUAGAAAAGAAGAAAAGAGAGGUGCUGAAGAAAGCAUUCAAAAAAGAGAGGAAGAUGCUGUGGACUCUCUGUAAGGACAACAGUUACUUUGCAUUAGAGGAGGGGGAGCGAGUGCAGACCAUGACAGAUGUGGAGCUGCUGUGUGAGGCACUGGUGCUGACCCGCCUGGAGGAACUCAACAAGGAACUAGCACAAGUGGCCCAGGACAAGAUGCAAGGGCGGGAGGUACUCAUGAAGGAGGUGAGUGAGGUGCGCAACAGGAUCAAAAAGGAGAGGGAGGAGGUGGCAGCAGCGGCAGCAAGGGGAGGGGGUGGAGGAGGAGGGGAAGGUUCAUCACUCAAAGUCUGGAAUCAAGAUGACCUCCAGCUGCUCAUCAAAGCCGUCAACCUCUUCCCUGCCGGCACAACAAAGAGGUGAGAGGUUGUGGCAGAGUAUAUCAACCAACACACAGCCACCAGCAUCACCAGGCUGGCCAAGGAGGUGCUCAAUAAGGCCAAGGAGCUGCAACACUCAGACAAGCACAUGAGGGAGGCAGCCAACAAGAAUGCCUACCACAGCAUGGAGAAGGCACAGGCUCGGCAGGUGAUCAGCGACACCACAGCCUCCCAGAGAUAUGACACACCACAGGAGAUGCUGGGGAUGAACACUGCUGCUUGGGGAGCUGAGGAACAGAGGUUGCUGGAGCAAGCCCUCAAGACCAUAUCCAGUCUCUACUCCUGACCGCUGGGACCGCAUUGCCAGGUGUGUCCCCAACCGAACCAAGAAAGACUGCAUGAGGCGCUUUAAGGAGAAACCUUGAGAACCCAUCUAUGUGGCCUCUGAAAAUGGUCAUGGUGAGAGAGCUGAGCAUUUCAGAAUACAGGCCAUGAUUUCACACAUGCAUCACUGCCCACCACAUACUCCAGCAGUAGCAGCAGCAGCAGACAGCUAAAUGCUGCACCACCUAUCAAGAGGAUGAAGACUGCAGCCACAUCAGAGAGGCUGGCCGUGAUUUUUAGUCUUCCUGCCACAUGUUGAGGUUCCUGCUGAUAGCCAUUUGGUUCUCAGCUUGUUCAUCAGGCCUGAUUCACACAUCUUCUGCAGGCUGUGGGAAGAAUAAGGAUUUGUAGAGAAAGAAAGUCUGGUACGGAAGAUUGAAAAGAAAUAGUCAUUGUGGAAGAAAGCUGAAGUGUAUUAUGCUUUUAUGUUGUGUAAUAAUGUAGUAGUAAAAUGCAGGCUGUAUGGAAAUGAAGGCACAUCAGGAUUUUAUAAGGAGAUUAAAUUUAACAGGAAAGAUUAAAAAGGAAUAUUGCAUCAUUGCAUGUCCCUUGCACCUUCACCUCUGACUCCCAUCCUUUGCAGUUCCAUCCCUCCAUCCACUUUCUACUUUCUCCUCAAUCUUAAUUCACACACACACACACACACACGUGCACACACACCUGUGGUCAAAUAUCUUCCUGAAGGGUGAAUUUUUUUUGCCGCCCAAUAGCAAUGCCUCCUGUGAUGUACUGGACUGGCAGUUCCUUGCUUCUGGAGGAGUCUGCAAUAUGAAGACCACGAAUGUAGUCGCUGGUUGUGACAUUCACACCUAUGAACACAUACUUACCUGCCAAGUGAUUUUUUUUUUCAUUUGUUUAACUUAAUUUUUUUUUUUUUUCAUGUAAGAGGAGGACUGGCCAAGGACAACAAAGAGCAAAAAGGAAAAAGACCCACUGACCUGCCAGUCCCAAAAGAAAGGUCAAAAAGAUCAUAAAAAAUUGGAAGAUAAGUUUUAUGAAACCCCCCUCUUGAAAGAAUCCGAGUCAUAGGAAGGAGGAAAUACAGAAGCAAGUAGGGAGUGUGGGAUUAGCUAACAGUGAGAUACUGGUGGUGGUUAUGCUAAAUUGGGAAAUGUGUGUAGCUUUAUCUAAAUGAAGAAGGAAUCUGGCUAAUUUAUCUUACCUGAUGGAAGAAUCUUAGUGUUUUCAUUUAUCAGAGGUAAGAUAUGAAGCAAAUGUUUAUAUGAUAAUUCCAAGUAUGCAUCUUUAUCAAUUAUAAGGAGAACUAAC